AAAAUUUCUGACAAUUUGUGAUGGAGUGCGCGGCAUUCAGUUGAUACGUUUUUUUUAUUAAAAUUUAGAUAUAUUGUAGAUAAAAAAAUACAUAUGAUACAAAUGUAUAUAAUAAGUUACAUAAAAUUAAUAUCCGUCAGUAUACCAUCUAAAGAGUCACUGUGCGCCGAUUUGUAAAAUAUGACAGUUGUUUUGAUCUAGUGAGGUUAUAUUUCAAUGUUGUAAAAAAUAUUAUAGUGAAUGUUUUUAUAAUGGAUUCAGCACCAGCACAAGAAGUUACUGAACUGCUCAGACAGUGGGAAGAGCAACAUGCAACUCCUAACUAUGACCCCAUACCAACACUCACCAGGAUAGCAGAGAUUAUAGAAGCGGAAACAGAGAAUUUUAUGAAGAAAGAUCCUGACCCAUUUGAUGAGCGUCCACCGUCCCGUACAGAUCCGGAGUGCGCGCUGGGCCAGGCGCUUAAAGUUAUGUUUAAGAAAGAUAAUUUUAUGACAAAGCUAGUAAAUGAUUAUGUCCGAGACACGUAUUACUCGAGGCAGAACAUCACGGGCCGGGACGUGUACAAACUGAAUGUAGCCGCAUGUCGACUUACACUUGAUCUGAUGCCGGGAUUAGAAAUGAGUGUUGUAUUUCAGGACAAUGAAGCGUUAAUACAGCGGCUAGUGAGUUGGGCGACCAAGUCUCCGGAGCCGCUGCAGUGUUAUGCUACCGGCCUUGUCGCAGCCGCUAUGGAAGUGCAGGAAAUUGCUACUAAUUUUAGGGAUUUAAAUGCAAUGCUAGUACCACUAAUGCUAAGGAGGCUACACGAAUUAAGAAAUAAGACGCAAGAGGAUAAGCAGACGAAUCAAAAUGCGGUGACACCGCCGAACCAGACACGUCACUUCGCCAGGUUCGACAAGAAGAGGAAUAAUGAUAUCAAAAGCAAUGGACCAAUCGUCGAUAAAAAAGAUCGAGAGAAAGAUGACGGAGGAGGGAGUGAAAUGCUGAUUGAUGAGACACCUCCACAAGCCAGCAAAGAUCCUGAAACACCUAUUAAAAAUUAUAUUUGUAACAUACAAAUUCAUCCGCCGACGGACGCGACCAAACAAAUGUUGAUACUGCGAUACCUCACACCAAUGGGGGAGUACCAAGAGUCAGCCUCUCUGGAUACUUGA
Molecule: messenger RNA, 1157 nt
Organism: Papilio machaon (common yellow swallowtail)
Lineage: Eukaryota; Metazoa; Arthropoda; Insecta; Lepidoptera; Papilionidae
Product: protein mahjong-like
Exons: 9
Coding region: 252-1157 (301 amino acids)
Biological process (GO): protein ubiquitination
Cellular component (GO): nucleus; Cul4-RING E3 ubiquitin ligase complex
Source: RefSeq, a predicted model, not a curated record